Molecule: messenger RNA, 1013 nt
Organism: Eptesicus fuscus (big brown bat)
Lineage: Eukaryota; Metazoa; Chordata; Mammalia; Chiroptera; Vespertilionidae
Gene: PSMG1
Product: proteasome assembly chaperone 1
Exons: 7
Coding region: 29-895 (288 amino acids)
Biological process (GO): proteasome core complex assembly
Cellular component (GO): endoplasmic reticulum
Molecular function (GO): proteasome binding
Source: RefSeq, a predicted model, not a curated record
GUUAGGCGGGGCGGGUGGGAGGGACAGCAUGGCGGCCACGUUCUUCGGGGAAGUGGUGAAGGCGCCGUGCCGAGCCGGGACGGAGGACGAGGAGGAAGAAGCCGAGGGGAGAACGGAGACGCCCGAGGACAGGGAGGUGCGGCGGCAGCUGGCGCGGAAGAGGGAGGUGCGGCUCUUUCGAAGACAAACAAAAUCAUCUUUGGAAGUUUCUCUGCUGGAAAAAUAUCCUUGCUCCAAGUUUAUCAUUGCUGUUGGAAACAAUGCAGUAGCAUUUUUGUCGUCAUUUGUUAUGAAUUCAGGAGUCUGGGAAGAAGUCGGUUGUGCUAAACUCUGGAAUGAAUGGUGCAGAACAACGGACACGGCACAUUUAUCCCCCUCAGAGGCUUUCUGCGUGUUUUAUCAUCUAAAGUCAAACCCCUCGGUUUUCCUUUGUCAGUGCAGUUGCUACGUUGCUGAAGAUCAGCAGUAUCAGUGGCUGGAAAAGGUUUUUGGCUCUUGUCCAAAGAAGAAUAUGCAAGUAACUAUUCUCACCUGUCGACAUGUUACUGACUAUAAGACUUCAGAAUCUACCAGCAGCCUUCAUUCUCCAUUCCUGAAAGCCCUAAAAACACAGAAUUCCAAAGAGCCUCCAUGCUGUUCACUGCUGGAACAACCAAACAUCGUACACGACCUUCCUGCAGCAGUUCUGAGCUACUGUCAAGUAUGGAAAAUCCCUGCCAUUCUGUACUUGUGUUAUACUGACGUGAUGAAAUUAGACCUCAUUACAGCUGAGGCUUUUAAGCCUGUGCUUUCUUCCAGAAGCUUGAAAGGUUUGGUUAAGAAUAUUCCCCAGAGCACAGAGAUACUGAAGAAAUUGGUGGCAACAAAUGAGAUUCAGAGUAACAUUUAUACGUGAUUCCCGAUGGUUUGUCACUGUCCGUUCCUUGGGGGCAGCAGCAGCAGUUUCAUAGGUUCCUUUUUUUCAAGAAAUAUUUUGAGGGUGUUAAAAACAGAAUAAACUUAUUUUAAAUUCA